Messenger RNA from Porites lobata, 8051 nucleotides. NCBI's taxonomy places the organism in Eukaryota, Metazoa, Cnidaria, Anthozoa, Scleractinia, Poritidae. The record is from the annotation of a GenBank genome assembly.
UGUCGGAAGAAAAUGGCGGCGACACGUGCAAUCCACAACAUCGUGGUGCAAUAAGGAAUCUUUGGGGUUUUGCUGUUAAGGCAAUCUCAUAACCCUCUUUCAUUUCAAAACUAUAUUUCUGUGAUUCUCUACAAGUCUAGAGAAACGAACACAAUGAAUUCCUCCGUACAAAUUCUAAAGCUUUCACCAAUAAACCAAAGCCGGUCGCAAGGUAAGCAACCGAAAAGACUGAAGCUCAAUAAUUUUAUCAGGAACUUGAGUUAAGGAUGUGUCAGAUUUAGAUGUAAGUUUAUUUAGCUUACUAGAGAAUUUCAAUUACGUGUGCCUAGAGAUAUGUUUUUUUAUUAUUGUGUGACGAAACCGGCUGUAAUAAGUUUAGUUUAGUUUGGUCCAGUGCUUUUAAAAUAAGUUUUAUCGUGUUUUAUGAAUUCUCCAUUUUAUACUAAUGGGACUCUGAAAUGGAAAGUUCCUAAUUCCUAACACUAAGCCGACUAUUCUAUUACUGCAAAUUGCAGCUUUUUGUUAUAUAUAAUUUAUGUUUUUUUUGUCAUAAAGCGAAAGAAACUAUCAGAACUGCUGAGGCCACUUAUUUACUUCCCUUUAAGUGACCAAAGUUGCCUAUUUUAUACUGUAUUAGCUCUGUUAUGCUUUGAUCAUGCUUUAAAGCGUUCAAACAAGUGGUCAGUUAUUCUGCCAAAGUGACCAACAUCAUUUUUCUCCUAAUAAUAUCAAUACAUAAUUCAAAGAAAGGUUGGGAGAAUUACAAUGUAAUGAAAUGAUCACCAACAGGAAAAAUGUUUUGAUCUUUUACCAAAUUCUCUCAACUAAUUCUUUAAGGAAAUUUAUGGAGAUCAGUCUGGAGAAUUUGUAUUUGGAUACUGGGACUUAGAAUUCAAGCCUUCUCUUCUCCUUUUUUUCAUAAUUUAGUGUUUCAUCAACACCAUUUUAUUUCUUGUUUGACUUUAUUUCUCAAUAUAUUAUUAGACAAUGACUCAACACAGCAAAGCAUUCUGAAUGUUGCUGUCACGUCCCUAAAAGGAGGAAAUGUUAUAGCCCUCCCUACGGAUACCAUAUAUGGUGUUGCAGCACUUGCGCAGUCCACUAAAGCUGUUAACAAACUGUAUGAAAUAAAGAAGCGACAUGAAGAGAAGCCUGUUGCUAUCUGUGUUGGAAGACUGGAAGAUGUUCACAAGUAAGUUAUAAAAAUGCAAAACCUAUUUGUUUUAAAAAAAUCUGAAACUUUAUGCUGAUUCAUUCACCUGAAGACUGGUAAAAGCCCAGAAAAAAAGACAUGCUCCCAGGAAGAUUAGAGCACGAGAUGCAGGGAGGAGGAAAGGUUAUCUUUUCUUUCUGUGCACUCCCAAACUUUGAAAUGUGUAGUUUUGCAUCAGCAUAAUUAAAAGCCAGUGUUGUGCCUGCUCUCUUAUUGUAAACAACAUUUUGGGUAGUUAAUUCACAAGUGGCAGGACUAACUUCAAAUGCAUUUUUUGGGAAAAAUUCAAGGAGCAAAUGAAACUGCUUCAACCAGUGAAGGCACAAAUAGCAGGUGAACCUAAUGCCUUAACCCUUUAAGCCCUAAGAGUGAUCAGCGUCAAAUUUCUCCAUGUAAUAUCACUGCUUUAUAAAACAGAGUGGUCAUGAGAAUUAAGGACAUGAUCACACAAGAUGAAUCUAAAUUGAUACUUCAACAAAUUCUCCCCACUACUUCUAUUGAAAACGUAUAGGAAUAACAAAUGAGAAUUUGAAUUUUGAUGUUAGGGUUUAAAGGGUUAAAUAUACAUCUGAGAAUUCAAUGUAAACAAGGGUACCUAAACCAGGAUUAACAAAAUAAUAUAAUAUAACAAAGUUAAGAAACAGUCCAGAUAAGAACGAUAGCAACAACGGCAACGAACAUUUUGGAAUGCAAAAAAGGUGCUAACUUUUCUAUUGUCUGUACUUACUUCUGAUUGGCUUAAACAGCAAAAGUUAACAAAACUUCAUAAAGCGGUACAUAUAUUCAUCCUUACUUUCCAACCAUCUUCCAUAUAACAAAAUAUGGUCUCAGUUUGAAUAACAAAGAAAUCCUAUGUGGGGAACAUGUAAAAUUGUAAAUUUUUCUUGGCUAUUGUUUUCAACUGUUGUGAUUGGUCAAAAUCUUUUAACACAAAAAAAACACCCUUUCAAAGUGGAGUGUAAAUGCAUUUUAUUGCGUAAACGGCCUUCAUGUAGGUUUAUGCAUUCUCUGUGUAAAAAUGAGAACAUUCCUAUGUGGGGAAAGCACCAUUGCCUCAUAACAAAAGAAAUUGCUAUCCACCUUACUUGGAUCAUUACUUAAAUAAUAGAAACUUUAUUCAGUGGUUUAAAAGAUUCAUGCCUUCAUCGCAAUCUCAAUCUUCUUGUCAGUGUUAUAAAUUAGCUGAUGAGAUAAAUACGGUUGCUAGAGUAAAUAAAGCUGGGAUAACAGGCUAACUUGAUUUGUUUACCAUUUGAGUUAGCUUGGUAGCCCCAGGUACAAAAUAUUCUUACCGCCCAGUUCAAACAUCAAAACUGUCUAUGUACACCGAACCUAAUUCCUUCUGUUAAGUACAUAAAAAGACUGACGUUUGUACAGGGUGCAAAGAAAAAUCAGUUUUACAGCCUGAUAGCAAGCUGUAGGUAGCAUGUACUAGCCCAAAAGUUAUUUUACCUAGCCUGAAAUAUUUUUUAUGUGCAGGAGUGAUUACAGUUCUUCUGCAAUAAUAUUAUUUGAAUUUCCCUAGAAACUUCACUUGCCCAUUGGGCUAGCCUGAAUUUCAUCCGAUUACUUCGAGUCGUUAUUACUCCCUCAGUAACGUCUGAAUCGACCGGCCAUUAAUGCCGUCCAGCUUUAAUUCAUGCAAAAAGUAAAACACGAUUUUCAAGUGGCAAACCGAGAAAUAUCGUUUGAAAAUGUCUGCAUGAUACAGAACUAAUUGAUUUUUUUGAUCUUUAUUCAUGUUUAAUGUUCAAACUAUCAACUGCAUGCAGUACAACUCUGAACCGGUUGUACUAAAUUCUAUAAUCAAACUCGGUCGCAAUCAGGCAAUGAAGUAAACACACACACGGAACACUUUAUAGUUCAAAAACACAAUGAUUUGUUUUAAUUGAAAAGAAGCUACUUGGUCCUUUACAAAGAAAAAAAACAAGGAGAUUAGAAAGAAAAGCUAAUAGAAUCAUUACACUUGACGGUAAAAAUAGCAAGAAGGUCGAAUUAUGACAAUGAUCUCAGAAAACUUCGCGUAAACAAAACCACUGGCCGCCGAAACCACAAAGCGGCUCUAAAUGAAAAACCUUCUGACUCUCUGCAAUGAUUCUUCAUUCGCAGUUCCAUUUAACAUUUCAGUUUCGAAGACAAGGGCAAUUUUGCUGUUUAAGAUAAAGAUUAAGCUUAUCGAAAUGUUUGAACUAAACGAAAGAAUGCCAGGGAUGCGAUCUGCUGAAUAUCAAGCAACAAUCCCGCUAAAAUUUUUCAUAAUUAUACAUAAUUAUGCAAAUGUUUAGACAAUCAACCAAUCAAAAUCACUACCCGGUUUUCGGGUAGUGAGUGACGUCACUGGAUGGCAUUAACGGCCGGUCGAUUCAGACGUUGUUGAGAGGAGAAAACGACUCGAAGCAAUCGGAUGAAUUUCAGGCUACCAUUGGGCAAGUUAAGAACAGAUUUCACUAGCCUGGUAGUAAAAUCCACUAGCCCUGGGCUAUCGGACAAUUCUUUAUUUGCACUCUGUUGUAUCAGUAAGGCCAACAUAUCUUAUCUGAGUUUGAGUGGCCCACAUUGGAGUUUUGACUGUUGUGCAACUUCAUUUCAAAGCAUGAACUUUUCAUGUACCAAAUCUAAUGCAUAAAUUAAUCAAAUUUAUUUUGACUGAUAAGGAUAGUAGAGUGUGAUUAUUAAUUGGGUCUGACUAAACUGAAUUAACUUUUGAACUUUAUCAUUAGGACAACCCAUGCAAACAGGAAUUAGUUCUGUGCGAGAAAAGUUUGAUGUUUGAAAGGGGCCUUACACAAAAUAAAUAAUAAAGUUUUUGUGAAAAUGAUUGAAAUUAACAGUAGUAUUUUCAUUUUUUGCUCUCCUUAAGCCUCCAUGGCAUCUACAAGCUAAAGUUUGUAAAGGUUUAAAUGACAUGUUGAGGAUGCAAGAUUAUUUUUAUUUGUAAUUUCUUGCUCACACAUUUGUGACAUGACAAUAUCGGUGUAACCCCAAAAUAACAAAGAACCAGGGGACUGGCAAAAUAUGUUCUCUAUAUAACAAGGUUUUGUUUUGUCAAGGUUUUCUCUAUAAUAAUAAUUAAUUAAAAAUGCCUAUACUGUGGUGAAGAAUAUCGUUUGUGAUAUUAAGGUCUUUGUUUUGUUCAUUUAAUCGAACGUACACUGUAUAUUACAUCCUGUUUAUUCACUUCUGAGGUUAUAAUUUACCACUUUUGUUAAGAUAUUUACACACAGAAGUUGACCCUUUUGCUCCCGAUAGUGGCCGAAAGCAAGUACCAUGUGAAAUUGUUGCCAAAAAGGGUUUCAUUUGAGUGGUCAUGUAUAAAAUUUUGACCAUCCACGGACUCAAAAGUUAUAUUCAGACUCCGAUCCACCAGACACCAUUCUCCACUAUUGCAGUGAAAAGGUUAAUGUUAAUUGUUUUUAAAUUUUUCAGAUUCAUCCUUAGAUGCUGACCACGUGCAUGUAACUAGCCUAAACAACAUACAGACUUUAAGGUGUAAUUGUGUUGUCUCUCACUAAUGUUUUUAGGUGGGGAAAAGUAACCAUUAGUCCUGAGGCUCUUCAAGAUUUACUUCCUGGCCCUGUGACUCUUGUGUUUGAAAGAACCGAUGAAUUGAAUCCAGGAUUGAACCCCACCACACGUCUUGUUGGAAUUAGAAUUCCAGAUCAUGAUUUUGUACGGCAGCUGUGCUUAGCUUGCGAUGAACCACUUGCUCUGACAAGUGCAAAUGUCAGCACGGUAGGACAAAGCAGUUUAAAAAUUGAGGUUAGUUGACUAACAUUUUCUAUUACUUUAAUAACCAGAGAAGAAUAUUAGGAGAGGUAAAAUGGGUUUUAGGUUGCUGUAAAUAAACCUUAUGCUUGAAUUUGAUAAAAUGUAACAAUAUUUUAUAAUUGACUACUACAAACAACAGUAAAACUUUAUAUGGAAAAAGCACGUGGGUUUCUCAAUUCUGUGAUUCCAACAGAGAGAGAUGGGCUUACAUGGUGUGCAGACAACUUUCUUAACAGCUAAAAAGAGAGUUUUGCAAGCAGAUUAAUAACCUAUAAUAGCCUGAUCUUAUUUUAGUAUAAUUUGUGUGGUUACUAUUUAUUGUUGAUUCUAUGUAAGACAAAUAAUUAUCUCUCCAAGAUGGAUAUAUAGUGCUGGUCCUAAAGGUGUCCAAAGUAGAGAGAGCUUACUAUAAAACUAGAUGAUAAUUUGAAAAUUACCUUCCAGGAGUUCAAAGAUAUUUGGUCCAACCUGGAUCUAAUCCUUGAUGGUGGCGUGAUAGGUCUGACUGAGCAAUGUCGCAAAGGCUCAACUGUGGUUAAUUUAUCAGUUCCUGGCAAAUUUACAAUAAUCAGAGAAGGAAGGUACUAAGCUGAACAUUGUAAUAAUAUUGUGUGAUGUUUACUUAUGUACUUCAUUAUCAUACAGCUGUACAUGGCUUCGCAUGAUACAUACAAUUUACAGUUUACUACAGUCUUCUGAAUAACAUUUUCACAACAUAAUCUUUCUAUAAAAUUUAAAAAUAAUGAUGUCAAAUAUUAUGACCAAAUUCAAAGUUUUGUGAUGGUCAACUUUACUAUCUCUCUCUGAACUUAAAAACCUCCUUUAAUAGGCCAUUUCUGAGUUUCCCUGGGCCUCUGUAUCAAAAUGAGGUUAAGUGCUCUGUGAGCCUUUGAUAUGAAAGUGAUUUUUCAUUGUCAUGCAAAUAAGACUCCUAAAUCAACAAAACUCAAAAAUCCAGGCAUUGUUUGGGAUACAAGACAGCCUUUAUUAAUCAUUACAAAAUUCAAUACAUGGUAACUAACUAAAAGGUAAUAUUUAGUAUACAAAUAAAGUGCUCCCACAAAUACAAAAGACCAAACUAAAAAGAAAAAUUAAAACAACCUUAAUCAAAUAAUAAAAGUGAUGACACUGUCUAUGAAUAGAACAAAACAAAACCCUACAGGGAGGGAGGGAGGGAAAUGAUUGCUAGUGCAAUAAAAGUGAAUGUUGCUACUGCGAUGCCAAGAGAGAAUGAGACUAAACUAGCAUUGUAUCCGUCUGUAACCCUUAUUACAGUCGUGGUAUUCUUGUCUACCGUAAAACUACUAGGUCCUAGGUACUAGACUCAUGGUAUUAUGAAAUCUCUCAUGCCAAAAAACUACUGUGAUGCUGUACUAGUCCUGCAUCCCAAUGUGACGCCUUCCUUUGAGAUUUAGAACUGCAUCAGUCGUCUCAAGUGAUGCACCCCAUUUUCUCAAGAAAGGUUCAUACUUGACCUCGUUUUGAAAGUGAGGGUUUUCGGAACUCAGAAGUGGCCUAUUCUGUGGACAAUAAUGAAUUAUUUAACAAUUAAUGAAUGAGGCUGAGUAUCUUAUGAAGAAUUAUGGAGAUCGAGGAGGGUGUUAUCCAUCGAGGUCAUAGGCCGAGGCGGAUAACACCCUCCAAGAUCUCCAUAAUUCUUCAUAUGAUACGAAAGCUGAAUUCAAUAAUUGUUUUAUUAUUCGUUCAAAAUAAUUCCUAGUUUAAAAAAAUGGCUAAAACAUGCUUACCUCCAUCGAUCCAUCGAUGUUAAGUUCAUCUUCGAUAGUGCACGUUUAGGGUUGUUCAGCUCCGCAAAUAUUCUCCAAAUAGCAGAUGUCACCCUUCGAGUUGUCUUCUUGCUGUUCUUGCCAUGUUUUUAGCUGUUAUUUCGCCUAGUUCUUACUCUAGAAAUGAGUGAAAUGUCCUCCGUUUUUGUUUCCACAACCAAAACAACUCAACCUCAUCCCCAGGUCUUCUCGUUUAACAGUGCAUUAGCCUGCAAAAACGCUGCAUUUUUGACGUCAUUUCCUUGCUAAACACAAAAUUCUUCCAAAUUUGGUCAUCGGCAACUGGUUAUAGUGAAUUAUGUGUGUGCUUUUAGCCUAUCAGAAUCGGGGAAAUAUUUUGAAUGAAUAAUAAUAAUGAUUAUUCUAAAUACAGUGGGACCCGGUUAACUCAUUCGCUCCUAAAGAUUUUGCCGAAAAAUGCCUUUUGAAGCUUGUCAAGUGGUUUUCUGGUCACCGUCGUGCUGUUGAGAGCUAAAACUUACCACAAAUCCAUUUGCAGGUCAUACACUUCGCGGCCUUCUGAUCCAGUUGCAAAAUAUCAGCUUGUGAGGUUCGGGCAUGCGCAGAAAGCAAAAUUGCGAGAUAGUUUUUGGGUUUAAAAGUGACACAGCAGUCUUGAUUUUACUUUUCGCUUUCUCUCCUCCCCUCUUUUUUCGCUUUUCUUGCCUCAUUUUUUUUCUUUUGCUGGGCAUUUAGUAGGCUUUAUUUUGGUGGGAAAAGUUUUUAGGAAAGCUUUUAGGAUCUUAGGAUUAGGUGAAAGAAAAGGUAGGUGGGUAGUGGAACAAGAUUUUCAUGACAAUUUUCAGGUCAGUGUUACAACUGAUGAUGUCACAAGCAGUGGUAGAGAGUACAUGGACACGGGCAGCUCCGGGGGCGAAUGGGUUAAUACAGACACCAAUGUAACGUGCCAUGGUGUCCUUAUUUAGGCCUGGGUCUUGGAAAAGAAGGCUACAGACACAUUUUUUAUUGAUACAAGACUAAAGAAGGCAAAAAGCCUUGAAACCUUGCGUAGUAGGAGGAAGAAAACUAUAUUGAAGGGCUGCUGUAUAAGGGCAGCUCCUGACAAGGGCCAAACUUGAGAAGAAAGAUCGAACACAUCUCACUAUUGAAAAUAUGUUGCUGUUGUAUAAGCCAUAGAAUAUUGUAUUAAACCAUAGAAAUUAUGGAUAAGAUAUUGGUUUACAUCCAGUUCAAUAAUUGUGUUUUGCCUGUUUUCCAGUGCCUACAACCAGACUGUUAAUGUUCUCAGUGAAAAGUAUGGACUUGAGGAUUGCAGUAGUUGA